AUGGAUAGGAGUUGGAUGUUCGGAAAAUGCACUACAUUCCCAUAUAUGCAAGGGGUUCAAGAGUUUAUACAAUGUGCUGAAGAAAAUAUGAGUAAAAAGGGGGAUGACUUUAUUGUGUGCCCGUGUUGCGAUUGUCAGAAUUUUAAAAGAUAUCGUAGUUCUGAUGAAGUGAAGAGUCAUUUGAUACGUCGUGGUUUUAAGGAAGGAUACACAAGAUGGAUAUGGCAAGGUGAAAGCUUAAUUCCUAGUACAAGUGUAAUUAAGGAAACUUAUAUAGAUAGUGAAACUCAUGCACACGGUAAAACUAAAGAAAAUUGUCAAACUCUUGAAGAUAAUGAGAAGAAUAAUGCAUCUCAUGUUAGCAAUGAUGAGAAUGAUGAAGAUAAUGAUCGAAUAGAUGAAAUGAUGCGUGAUGUGCAGGAAGAUUUUAGUGAAAUGCCUCCUGAAUUUAAAUGUUUGUUUGACAAUGGUGAAAAACCGUUGUUCCCUGGAAGUACUAAAUUUACUAAGUUAUCUGGAGUGCUUAAAUUAUAUAAUUUAAAAGCAAAAAAUGGAUGGAGUGAUAAGAGUUUCACGGGAUUAUUAGAACUAAUAAAAGACAUGCUUCCAGGUGACAAUGAACUUCCUAAUUCAACUUACGAAGCAAAAAAAAUGUUGUGUCCUUUGGGUAUGGACAUUGAGAGGAUACAUGCAUGUCCAAAUGAUUGUAUUUUGUAUUGGAAAGAUUACAAAGACUUGCAUGUGUGUCCAAAGUGUGGAGCAUCACGUUAUAAAAACAAAGAUGCAUGUAAGAAUAAGAAAGGUCCCCCAGCCAAAGUAUUAUGGUACUUACCCGUAAUACCAAGAUUUAAACGCAUGUUUGCUAAUCCAAGAGAGGCAAAAAAUUUGCAAUGGCAUGCUAUUGGAAGAAAAGAAGAUGGAAAACUAAGACAUCCAGCUGAUUCACCUCAAUGGAGAAAUAUUGAUAGGAGGUGGCUUGAUUUCGGUUCUGAAAAUAGAAAUCUUAGCCUUGGACUGUGUACUGAUGGAAUGAAUCCUCAUGGUAACAUGAGCAGUCGACAUAGUACUUGGCCUGUUCUUUUAGUAGUUUACAAUCUUCCUCCUUGGUUGUGUAUGAAAAGAAAAUACAUCAUGUUGUGGUUGUUGAUAUCGGGGCCUAAACAACCAGGAAAUGACAUUGAUGUAUAUCUAGCGCCACUUGUUGAGGAUUUAAAGAUUUUGAGGAAUGGAGGUGUGCCGAUGUAUGAUGCUUAUACUCGAAGCAGAUUUACCUUACGUGCAAUGACUUUUUGCAGAAUAAAUAAUUUCCCAGCUUAUGGUAACCUAUCGUGUUAUACUACUAAAGGAGCUAAGUCAUGCCCAAUUUGUGAAGAUGAAACUCCCAGUCUAUGGUUGAGUAACUGUAAAAAGAAUGUGUUCAUGAGCCACAGGACAUUUCUCCCUACGGGUCAUCCUUAUCGUAAGAAGAGAAAGGCUUUUAAUGGAAAUCUUGAGACUCGAGUUGCUCGUUUACCUUUAUCUGGAGAUACUAUUUAUGAACGUGUUAAGAAUAUUGAUGUUGAUUUUGGUAAGACUUGUAAGACUAGUCAAACGACUCCUUGGAAGAAGAGGUCUAUAUUUUGGGAUCUACCAUAUUGGGAGCAUUUAUCAUGA
This is a messenger RNA of Ipomoea nil (Japanese morning glory), 1653 nucleotides long. RefSeq lists its product as uncharacterized. The transcript has a single exon. The record is from RefSeq and is a predicted model, not a curated record. Bases 1 to 1653 code for a protein of 550 amino acids. Lineage: Eukaryota; Viridiplantae; Streptophyta; Magnoliopsida; Solanales; Convolvulaceae.